UUUUUUAUUUGCAACUUUGCACACGAAAGCGACGAAGUAAACAGGAGGACUCGCUAAGUUCGUUUAGUAUGUUGGGAGUUAUUACUAAAUAUUAAUUCAUUUAAACUAUCAUUUUGAUGAGAUAACAAUCCACAGAUUUUACACCACAAGACCUAAGGGAUAAUUUGAACGUCAUGGCUGGAAAGACAGAUAUGGAAAGAGUUGGUCUCUUUAAAGAGAUGGGAUAUACAACAAUCGGGGAUAAAUAUUCAACAAAAGGCACAUCUUUCAAUGAUGCAGCUCACAAGAGCAAGCAGAUGUUACCUGGCGGUUCAAAGACCAGGUCGUCUUUACAGUCAGGAUACUUUGACGACAAGUACAACCGCGUAAUGGAGGGAGAAGCGUAUAGUGACCCAGUGAAACGAAGACGGCAGGAAAGAAUACAACAAAGUAAAAAAAAUAUUGGCAAGGCAUUUCUACCCAGUAAUGGUGACAAAAAACCAUCAGGAAUUGGAAACCAUUAUGGCACAUUUUCUGGUUCAGUUGGCGCUUUUAGUCCAGUUAAGAAAUCAGGAAAAGCAUACAAAUCACCUGGCAAGAAUGUGAUCACCAAUCCUGGAAGAAAAGGAACUGGCUUUGGUUAUGUCAAUUUAACCAUUGGUAAAAGUUACACAUAUUCUUCAAACUCUUUUGACAAAGGCAAAGAAUUACGUUGGAGAGAAUUGGAAGAACACAGAAAAGCUAUGAAAGGAGGAUCAUUCAAGUUAAAUAUGCACCCAAAGGCAUACUUUGAUGGAAAUCCAUAUGCCAGUGAUAGGCCUCUUCCACCUCUCAAAGCAAAUAAACAAAGCACAGAAAAGAAGGGUGUCCAUCCUUUCAAGCCAAGCUCACCGGCAAAAAAGAUAGCUGGAAUGAAGGCAGGAACAUUUGACCCAUAUCCCUCACACUCUGAAGAUCCAUACAGGGUAAAGUCGAAGAAAGGUCCACCUUCGAUGAACAGUAGUGGCAAGAUAUUCAUGCCCACUCCAGGACCUAAGAGUGCCCCAACCAAUUCAAUUAUAAACCAAAAUGUUGUCAGAAGAAUAAACGGCAAUAACUUUCGAAUUGCUCAGCCAUCUUUCUAAUACCAAACAAACAAAUGAUGUCAGAGGUUAUGUGACAGCAUUCUAUCACCAAGUCAGCCUAUGAAACCAAAGUUCUUAAUGGAUUUGUAUUAUAUGAAACAGCCUAUACAUUCUAAAACCAAUUUUAUAUAUAUUUGUAUAGUAAUUAAGUUAUGUUUCUGUUUGUCUGCCACAGUUGUUUAGCAUAACUGUAUUUAUACCUAUCUGUACUCUGGUAGAAAAACAUUAAAAUGAUGUGAAAAUAAGUCAACCUUUUCCUAAGGUUUAUUCUAUUAGCAAAAAAUGAAAUGUAUGCGUUAUCAUUUUGAUAUAGGUACUGGCAAACAGUGAUGGAUCAAAGAAUUUGAAAUAGAGGGGGGUCCAGGGAGGGACUUCAACAGGUGUAAAGUGUAGACCACCUCAGCUGAGGUAAA
This is a messenger RNA of Anneissia japonica, 1516 nucleotides long. Its product is annotated as UPF0602 protein C4orf47 homolog. The record is from RefSeq and is a predicted model, not a curated record. The transcript is spliced from 9 exons. Gene Ontology annotation, cellular component: centrosome. NCBI's taxonomy places the organism in Eukaryota, Metazoa, Echinodermata, Crinoidea, Comatulida, Comatulidae. The coding region runs from base 174 to 1103 and encodes 309 amino acids.